This is a messenger RNA of Macrobrachium nipponense, 3202 nucleotides long. RefSeq names its product polyadenylate-binding protein-interacting protein 2B-like (gene Paip2). Lineage: Eukaryota; Metazoa; Arthropoda; Malacostraca; Decapoda; Palaemonidae. The transcript is spliced from 5 exons. The record is from RefSeq and is a predicted model, not a curated record. Bases 172 to 651 code for a protein of 159 amino acids.
UGGGCGCGCUGCGGAUCUUCUUGGAAGAAAGAGAAUAACAACAACAACAGCAGCAGCAACCCAGGGUCACUCACAGCAGCAGCAGCAGCAGCAACUGAAGGCAUUGACAGCUUUGCGUCUGGAUGUGAAGUCGUUCUUCGUGUGACAGAUCAACAGCAAGCAAUUCCGUCCAUGCGGUUACCUGACAAUAGUCCUGGCAGAAGUCAGUCAAACAGUGAUCCAGGAGGUGAAAACAUGAAUUCCAACGCAGAAGCGGACUUCUCAGAGUUCAUGUGGAUGGCUGAGGAGGACCUCGAAGCUUUUGACCAUAAGGUCAUUACUGAGGUGGCUCAGGUCAUGAUGCAGCAGACAACAGUGACCAACAAUGGAUGUUUAAGGGAAGAUGAGGAAGAGUUCCUCAGACGCAUGCUAGAGGAGGAAGAGCAGCGUGAUACUGUUUAUUAUUCAGAUUAUCUUGCAGAGAAGAGGAGAAAUAAUGCAACAGCAGAAUUGGAAUCAGAAAUGCAAAAGAUGGGAGUAUCGGAGGAUAUGGCCGCCAAAAGCACAUUGAAUCCAUACGCUGCAGAAUUUGUUCCCGGACAGAGCACGAGUGGAUCUUCAAACCCACCAGAUCUUAUCCCUAAAGUUAAUUCUGAAGAGGAAAGUUCAUGAGUUUGAUUGUGAAAUAUUUUUCUUUUCUGAACAGGAAACUGCUGCGAAGCAGAUUUUUAAAGUUAUAUAAAUUGCUUUAGUAUCAGUGUUCCUAGAAGAGUAGUACUGAAUUACCCUCAGUGAAGUUUGUUUAAAAUUGAUUGCUUAAAUGUUAACUACCCUAAUAGGUGUAGAUUGGCAGUUAUCAAGUAGUAUAGAGAAUCUGAACAAAGGUUUGGUAUUUUCUUAGAGUAGUAGUUUGUGUCAUGAACCUUUGCAUGAUUAUACAAUGGUUUUACUUCAAGUUUAUGUAAUGGUUUUACUUCAAGUUUAUGUAAAUAUAAAUUUUAAAGGCAAUAACUGAUGUUUUCAAGCAAAUUUUGAGGGCAAUUCUAGGAACUUAGGAAGGAACUUUUGCUGUAGCAAAUCUGCCAAGUUCAUGGUGGUAGUUUAUAGGACUAACUGUUGGUACAUGUGGUAUAGAGGAAAUUAUUGAAAAAAAAAUGGUAUAAAGAAAAUUAUUUUUAAAAAUUGAUGUAGAUAGCUUGUUCUGUUUUUAGUUCAUAUUCGUAGGUAUUCAAAUUGGGGCUUUGGUAAAUUAUUGCCAUGAACAUAUAAUUAGAUUUCACCCAGUGUGCAAAUUGCUACUAAGGCUUUUUAAUUUUUUUUUCAAAGAUAUAGCAAUGCUAGAAUAAUUAGGUUUCCUAGAUUCUUUUUGAAUUCAAAAAGGUAUCACCUCAGGAAACAUAUAUGAUUGAAUCUUAAAGCUCUUAAAUGUUUUAUUUGCUGGCAUUCACAUUCAAACUGUGAAUUGUUGGCAUGUGUGAUAUUACAUUACUUGCCCUGCCCCUGGAACAUUCACUUGUAUAAAUGGACUUGUCAGUUGUGUGUUUGUGCAAAGUUCAAAUGUAAAGGUUGUGGAUAUUUCACAGUCAUUUCACUAUCCCUCCGUCUAUUUAUGCGACUGAUUCAACUGCUUUCGAGUUUAGUGGGAGAGAAGUUAGUUUUUUGUAAAAAUUUUGUUAUACAUUUAAAAUUUAUGAACACUUAGUCUUGGAACUAAUUCAAUAGGUCAGUUAUUUUUUCAAAUGUGAAAAUUCACACUUUAAUCCGGAAUAAUCCAGAACUUUCAGCAGAGAUGAAGUAAUUGCAACAUAAUACUGCAUAUUUUAGAGAAAGAGAAAAAAGUUAUUUAGUAAUAAAAAAGCAACAAAGACGACUAUGCUAUCUUGCGCUAUUUUCAAGUUUUUAAUUGUCUAGAUUUUAAUAAUUAAACUAAGCACAUCUUUUAAAGUAGUGUACAUGUGAACUGGAGUACAGUACUCUAGUUGAAAUAUAGUAGGCUUCUACUUGCCAACUGAGUACUAUGAGGCACCUCUCAACUGAGGAUAUUAGAUCAAAGGUUAACUGAAGAAGCCACAUUAAAAAUCACAAACAUUUGUAUUGGUUUAUUUGUUUAUAAUGGAAAAGAUACUAGCUUAUGAAAAAAAAAAAUUUUUCACCCUAAUCAAGAAUGUGUUUUGAAGCCAGGAAUAUUACACUAAUGUUUUUUUAGGUGUGGCAUGCAUAAAAAAGUUUUUAAUCUUUCAGGUUUAUAAGUGAAAAAGAUUGUGCUUUUAACUUUGCAAAAUUGCCUCUAAAAAUAUUUUCAUUUCCUGUGAUAGGCUGUUAACAUGAGAGAUGAGGUAAUCUUGUUCGAUACAAAAUGUUUGUUGUUCAUGGUUACCACAUAUCCAUGAUACAGUUGUUGUAACUUCCAGAUAGAUAGCCUGAUCACUGUCUUUUAUUAGAAUAUGGACUAAUGUUGUUUAUAUUGGUGCCUGAUCAUUUUUUCAUGUAAAGCAUAGUGUCUAUAACUUUAAAUAUUGGAAAUUUUUUGGGUGUAUGUAUCUGAAGUCUUGAUGUUUUAGAGAUCUCUUGUUUGUAGUAAAUAGUGUUAUGGCUCCAUUUAAACUUACACUAAAAACUGGACUUACAUUAUAGGCAUUGAUUAUAAUAAAAGGGUUUUUUGGUAAAUAUGUAAUCAAGCUUGAAUGGGUGCUCCUGAAAUUUAUCAUACCUGUAGGUAUUGUGGUUUCAUAUGAGGACGAGUCUUCAUUCCACCUUAAUUGGGAUAAAAAAAUCAUUUGCCACGUAUUGAUGCCUUUACCAAGAGAUAGGUUAGUAUUAUGUAUAGGUGUUGAAUCUAUCUUGGAAAGACAGUAAUACUUUUAGUUUCUGAUUUCAAGAUAACUUCAUGAAGAUUUGAUUGUACUACACGUUAUAUAUACUCCAUCCCUCAACUUCUCCCUCUCCUCACAGUAUUGGUUAAAAGAUGCAAAAGUUAUGGUGAUUGUAUUGUAUGAUUGCUGCCUUUUCAUCAAGGUGCAUGUCUUAAUUCUUUUUACCGAGCAAGUUUUUCUUUCGUGCAUUGCUACUCUAAUUAAAUCUUACCCAAAAAAGUUGCCUUGGCUGCUGUUUGCUGCAUCUUUCUAAAAUCAAAAUCUAUUUUACCUCUUGUAUAAUUCUAUUGUCAUUAAUACUGUACUGACAUUUUGUAAAUUAUCAUCUGGAAUAGAUUAUUUAAAAUCCA